UUUGACUUACCUGAGACUUGUAGGAGCGCACAUCUGCUCAAGACACCAACUAAGCUUUGCGAGUGUUCGGUUACAUAAGCAAGAACAGCAGAAAUCAGCCAGUUCAAUGUAGCCAUCCUGCUAGCACGAUCAUUAAAGCGGGAUUAUAGGAGCUCAUCAUCUCCCUAUGAACAGCAGAUUUAAGGAGUUCAGAAACCAUCAGGGACGAUGAGGAACUCUGGCGCCGUGCUGAUUUUGACCUUUAUUGCCAAAUUAAUAUCACAAGCAGCAGGUGUCAGUGCGCCAGGCAAACCCAGACUCACAAGCUGUCGCUCUCCAGAGAAGGAGACCUUCACAUGCUGGUGGGAGCAUGGAGAUGAUGGAGGUCUGCCCACAACCUACGCACUCUACUACCAUCUAGAAAACUCAGAAACGGUCUACGAGUGCCCAGAUUACAGAACGGCGGGCGAGAACUCGUGUUUCUUCAACAAAAACGACACAUCGCUUUGGGUCAACUACAACAUCACUGUGGUGGCCACCAAUGCCCUGGGGAAGAACAUUUCAGACCCUGUGGAGGUGGAUGUGGCCUAUAUAGUUCAACCAAACACUCCAGAGAACGUGACAGCAGUCGUGGUCGAUGACGACCAGGGUCCGUUCGUGAGAGUGUCCUGGGAGAAACCUCGAACCGCAGACACUCGCUCAGGGUGGAUCACGCUACUGUACCAGCUACGAGUUAAACAAGAAAAAGAUAAAGAAUGGGAGGAAUAUGAUGCUGGCAUGCAGAAGUACUACAAUGAAUGCAGUCUUCACCCUGAUAAAGAGUUCAUGGUGCAGGUGCGAUGUAAACCUGAUCAUGGGUUCUGGAGUGAAUGGACCCAACCCACCUACGUCAAAAUGCCCGACUAUAUACCCAGAGAGCGUUCGCUGUGGAUCAUGAUCACGAUAGUCUCUGUCUUCAUCAUCCUCAUCCUCACCUGGACUCUAAAUGUGAAACGAAACAGUGUGAAGCUUUGUUUGCUGCCUCCUGUUCCUGGACCAAAAAUCAAAGGAUUCGACAAACAAUUGCUCAAGAGCGGAAAGUCAGAGGAAGUUUUCAGUUCUCUGGUGAUCCAAGGUUUCCCUCCAACCAUCGAUUACGACGACUUACUGGUGGAGUACCUUGAGGUGUAUGACAAUGAGGAGCAAGAAUUGGUUCUGGACGGUAAAGAUCUAUCAGAGGUCUGCAUGAAGUCCAAAAGGCCGUCAGACUGCGACUCGGGCAGGGGAAGCUGCGACAGUCGCACUCUGCUUUUGGAGAAGUGCAUGGAGGGACGGGAAGGGAGUGGAAGCGAUCAACAUCAGUACAGCCAGCAUGGAGAAACGAGCUGCGCUUCUACUGAAAGCAGUGAAUGCCAGGGUCUCGAACCUGGUUCUCCAGAGUCCUCUGGAGAAGGACUCCAGAGGACUUGUGUUUUCGUCUCCGCAACCUCUGUUGUGUUUUCGUCUCCGCAACCUCACCACCAUUACCAAGUGGAAGCUGUGAAACCGGUCUACCACAGCGUCCCAGAGAUCCUCAACCAUUCAUCGCCACACGCAAUGCCAACCAACUACCACCAGCUACACCAUCAGGACAUGCCACAACAGGAGGGCCGCUUCAGUAAACCAGCCUGCCGACAUUCCCAAAGCUACAACCAGUUUAACCUGGAUGGCCUCGACACUCCUGCUCCUGGCGUAUCUCCGUCACGUUCUCUGGAAUAUGUGGAGGUGCAAAGGGUCAACCCGGAGAAUAUGCUACUGCUUAGGCCGCUUUCGGACCCAAACCGUGAACCUGAGGGGUCAGAUUAUGCUGGGGAGGACUACAGCAAGGUCAAAGAAGUAACAUCAAACAAUAUUCUGCUUCUGCAGAGGGAUACGUCCCAUCAGUGCGUGGACGAUUACAGCCAGGACUUGGACAGCCAGGCUGGUCAAUGCACAACCCAGCAACCGCCUCACCCCUGCAAACCUGUCAUCUACCAAUCGAACAGUGGGAUGCCACAGGAAGGCAUGAGGGUGAUGGGAAAUGGUUAUGUGGACUCAACAGUCUUAAUGCCAUCCUACUAGCGCAUAGUGGUCCAUUGCAAUGCAGCAAAAACAAUAAGCUGAACAUAAAACCUUGAGCAAAAAAAAGUGCUUUUCUCCCUCUCAGAUCUUGCUACGGUGAUUUAAUGAAGAGGAUUUAUAUUUAUAAAAAUAGUUAGCUUUAAUUAUAUUGUAUUAGCAAGAGCGUUAUGUUUCAGAGCUGAGGUCUGAACUUUUAUGUAAGCACUGUAAAGGGUCUUGAAAAUAAAUGUUCUUCAUUUGCUUUGAAGGUUCCAUGAAGAACCCUUUAACA
Sinocyclocheilus rhinocerous is the source of this 2329-nucleotide messenger RNA. It is a transcript of the gene prlra, whose product is annotated as prolactin receptor a. The transcript is spliced from 9 exons. The record is from RefSeq and is a predicted model, not a curated record. Lineage: Eukaryota; Metazoa; Chordata; Actinopteri; Cypriniformes; Cyprinidae. Gene Ontology annotation, biological process: cytokine-mediated signaling pathway. Gene Ontology annotation, cellular component: membrane; external side of plasma membrane. Bases 208 to 2058 code for a protein of 616 amino acids. Gene Ontology annotation, molecular function: protein binding; cytokine receptor activity.